Messenger RNA from Cucurbita pepo subsp. pepo (vegetable marrow), 936 nucleotides. RefSeq names its product pathogen-related protein. Lineage: Eukaryota; Viridiplantae; Streptophyta; Magnoliopsida; Cucurbitales; Cucurbitaceae. The record is from RefSeq and is a predicted model, not a curated record.
ACCAAAACACAAACACCUCUCAUUUCCACUACAUAAUAUGCUUCUUCACCAAUUGGGUCUACCACCAAACCAAUGGCUUCCCCUGCAACUAAACAAGAUCCUUAUCGAUGGCUAUUGAACGGGGACGUAGAGAAGAACACCACAUGGAGAUUUGGAGCUCCUCCGAACUACGAAGGCGUUAACAAGCUCUUCGAGGAAGGACGAACUAAGAUUUGGCCUCCUGGAUCACUGGAGGAAGAGGUCCAAAACUUGGUCAAGAAUUGGGAAGUGGAGAAUAUCAACAAAGUAAAGCAAGAGGACUACAAAAUAAUGGAUCCCAACAAAGUAACUUUCAGUCUAAAUGGAAGGAAGCCCAUCACUCUGGAGGACAAAAGAAAGCUAGGGGGAGGGUACAAUGCUGCACUUCAAACCUCUCUUCCUGCAGAGUACAGAUUAUACGACCCGAAACACGAAACAGCAGAGACAUCUAAUAAGCUUUUCACGACAACUUUUCCACGUGGGUUUGCUCUCGAGAUCGUCCAGGUUUACUCGGGGCCACCGUUGAUUGUGUAUAAGUUUAGGCAUUGGGCUUACAUGGAGGGUCCUUAUAAAGGAUAUGCUCCUACAGGUGAAUUGGUUGAGUUGUAUGGCAUUGGGAUCUUUGAGUUGGAUGAGAAUAAGAAGAUAGUGAAGGUGGAGCAGUUUUAUGAUCCUACUCAGUUGCUUGGACCUCUUGUGAAGGGUCCUAAGAUGGAUGAUUCUGCAGAGAAGGGGAAGGAACUCUCGAGUUGCCCGAUGCUCGAGAACUUGGAAUGAUAUGGGAAACCCAAUGCUUUGUUUUAUGGUUUAAACUAAAAUAAACCGACGCGUUUCAAAUCUCUGUCACUGGUUGUAUCACCUAUUAUGUCAAAUCAAUUGACUUUUGUCUAAUAAACACGAUAUGGAGCUUGUUGCCUA